Messenger RNA from Xenia sp. Carnegie-2017, 4582 nucleotides. Its product is annotated as NACHT, LRR and PYD domains-containing protein 12-like. The coding region runs from base 805 to 4383 and encodes 1192 amino acids. Gene Ontology annotation, molecular function: protein binding; ATP hydrolysis activity. The transcript is spliced from 5 exons. NCBI's taxonomy places the organism in Eukaryota, Metazoa, Cnidaria, Anthozoa, Malacalcyonacea, Xeniidae. The record is from RefSeq and is a predicted model, not a curated record.
GUUAGUGUUGAUUUAAAAGUUGUACAUGCGAAAAUGGAUUUUGUCCCAUCGUUGCCAAUGCAAGAUAGUUCACUGCUUGCUUUCCAAUUUCUGAGGCAUUUAUGAUCUAGUAUACGUUUCAGUUCUUUAGAAAUGAGCCAUGAAUACUGCUUCUCAGCAACAGUUUAUUGUCUACAGCUGUAAAUUGGUCAACUGUUCGAUUAUUAAAGUCACACUUCACAAGUGGAAUAAAGCUCUUGUCUUUCUUAUCACUACAAGACUCGAGACUGAUGAUCAAACUAUUGCUGAAAAGGAUUCUAAUGUCAACUGCAAUUCAUAUUUAUACCAUCCCUAACUACAUUAAUAUCUUAAGAAUAAUUUUAAUCUUUUUGGAAAAAUAUUUAAGGCAUUAAUAUUACAUUCAUACUAACUAUGAUCUUCUGGAAUUUGCUUAGCACUUAGAAGAGGAAAGUGAAAUUUACUGAAUGUAAAAAGGCAGUGAUAUCGUACAUGGCUGGCUAUAUUGCCCAGAUGGUGCAAAAGAAAAUAAACUGUCCUGUUUGUCAUGAAGCAGUCAGUUCAAGAAACCAUAAAAAUGAGUCUGCUUUCUGGACUUUAAAAGACAGGGGUAAUUUGUUUAAGCCAACAGCAAGUGUUAUAGUAAUAUGCAAUGAAACAGAGAGGUGCUUUCAGAGAAUGUUUGGCAGCUACAAAUGGAAAUUUACCGCAAGGUGAGAUGUGAAAGAAACCAGUGUUUGGUAAAGAAUUUCAAGUCCCACCUAUUCCUAAACGUACAGACAAAAACGAUCGGACGUAGAUUCCAAAAUGGAAAAAUGUCUUGAAUACGUACCAUUGAAAAGUUUUAAUUGGCAUGGUGGGAUAACAAUCUUUGUCUUUACUUUAUUUGGCAUCAUCGUUUCUCCUUUUUCAAUAACUUUAUAUUUUGAUACAUCGUUUCAUUGUUAUAAUGAUAAAGUAUCAAAUUCCAAGGACGUUGAAUCAAGUUGUUUCAGACAAUACAAAGAUGGGUUAACCUUUCAGUAUUUGUGUUUUCUAUUGGUGUGUUUGAACUUUGUCAUUAUUUUAAUUUCGAGUAUUGUCUAUGGGUAUUACGUGAAGCGUCGAGUCGAACAUUUUGAUCACUUCAGUCCAACAAAAAGAAAUGAUGACGAAAAUGAACCUCUAUUGGGAAUUGGUGAAGAAACUCAUCGUUUUACCACGUUUCACAGUUGGGUCGUUUAUUUGGUUGUUCGUCUUAUCAUUUUGUUAGUGUUUGCUGUAAUACUUUUCUUAGCUCGAUUUCCCAUCGACUACCCCUGUUCGUGGCAUCCAACAAUGAAAGAAACGUUCUUGUCAAAUCACACCAUCCCUACGUCAUACUAUGCCACAUUAAUUCAUUGUAAAAAUCCAAACGGUGAUAAAGGUGAAACCUUGAUUCAAAUUGUUGCAGGCAUUGACUUCUUUGUAAUGAUGCUGACAUUUUCAGAGUUGAUUUGGUUGCUGUAUUUGGCUAUCGAUGACAAGAUUUUUACAACAGAUCGAGAAUUUUGUUUGGUGUACUUGAUGCAAAAACGUGAAAGAUUUCAAAAAUCGUUGGCAAGGAUUAUAAAAAAUUUUGACCCAAGCAAUGUAUUUGAAAUACAUGACGAUUUUGGUGAUCAUGAAAUUUGUUGGAAGAAUCUUGACGAUAUUUAUGUCAACAUCAUUAUACAAGCGAAACGACAAACAAGAAAUGCUUACCCUAAAGAUUUUGAAAGACAUGAAAUAUUUAAUUGUCAUCUUCAAAUUACAGAAGAUGUUAAAAAACUGAAAAAAGUGACCGAAAUUUUCAUGCCAAUUCGUGCACAAGAUCAACGGUAUCCAAGAUCAAUUUUAGUCAUUGGAAGGCCUGGAAUUGGUAAAACUAUGUUGACAAAAAAACUUAUGUAUGAAUGGAAAAAUAGUAGAGAUCGAUUUUGGCAUGAUAAACUUGUUCUUUUAUUGCGAUGUCGUGCCUUUAAGAAUGUUAAUAUUAGCUUGACAAAUCUGUUAAAAUACUGUGAUGGAUGGUCACAUCAACAUUUACUACAAUGCUACAAUUUUAUGCUUUUAUAUCAAGAAAAAACUGUCCUUAUCAUUGAUGGUCUUGAUGAGCUACCUUUUGACGAAUUUCUUAAUACUGAUGGACCAGUAGAUGUUGAUGCUGAGAUGCCAGUGUUCACAUUAUUAAGUAUGUUGGUUAGUCAUAAAUUUCUGAAAGAUGCAACUGUUCUUGUAACAUCACGACCUACUGCUGAACGCGCUUUUGAUCGUCUUAAGUUUGACAGGAAAGUAGAGAUCUUGGGGUUUUUUGAAGAUCAGAUUAAAGAAUAUGUCCAAAAGUUUAAUAGUGAAGACAAGGAAACCACUGAGCUAAUUUUGAACUGUAUUGAUAAUUCUAUUGAACUUCGUAGCCUGUGUUAUAUUCCCGUCAACACUUACAUUGUCUGUCUGACCCUGAAGGAAUGUUUUAUUAACAAUGCAGAGGAUAUUCCAAAGACUACAACCGAAUUGUACAAAAGAGCAGUGAAAAUUUUGUUUUGGAGGCACCAUCCUUGUUUUAGAGGGAAACCUUUGCCAAAGGGUUAUCUUGUCGAAGAUUUGCCGAAGGAGCUUGAGAAAGACAUGCAUGUUAGUAAAAGCCUUGCAAAAAAGGGUAUUGAGGAAGAUUGUUUGAUUUUUAAUGACCCAAAUCUCUCACAGUCACCUCAAUUGGUCAAUUGCGGCUUCUUUCAUCAGAUACAAGAUAAGCGACGCAAUUUUUAUUGUUUCAUACAUUUGACUCUUCAAGAGUUCUUUGCUGCAUGGUGUAUUGUUGACGAUCGGCAAAACAUUGGAAAGUUUUUAGACGAUCAUCACGAAGAUCCAAAAUGGUACAUGGUGAUUGAGUUUAUUGCUGGUUUAGUCGGAGAUACAAAGAAAAGAGAAAAGAUUGAAGACAUCAGUGUUGUUACAAACAGGUUAGAAAAGUGGAUCUCACAUUUAUUUUUCUCUGAGGAUAAUAAAGCACUUGGAUUUCUUGGAAUGAAGUGCUUAUACGAAUUACAAGACGACGAUGAGAUGAGAUCAGCUUGCAAGUCAAAUAAUUUUUCUAAAACAAUAUCCAUUGAUAACGUCUCUUUCACGCCUCUUGAUUCAAACGCCUUCUAUGAAUUUCUCUCUAAAUGCCGACAAUUAAGAAAACUCAAGUUUUUUUCAUGCCAAUUUCCGGAUAAUCAUAGCGUCGUUAGAUUGUCAAAAUAUUUGACAAAUGCAAAAGCAUGCAAUGUAUUCUCUUUGAAAAUUAACUCCUGUCGUGUUAAUAAUAUAUCAAAACAUAUUAGUGAAGCUUUAAAAAGUGAAAAUUGUAAACUUAGUAAAUUGGAAAUUAGAAAAAACAAUAUAGGUGAAGAAGGUGCUAAAUAUCUUAGUGAAGCUUUAAAAAAUAAAAACUGUGAACUAAGUGAAUUGGAUAUUCGUUUUAAUAAACUUAAAGAUCAAGGCGCUAAUUUGCUUAUUCAAGCUACGAAAGAUGAGAACUGUAAACUUACUAAAUUGAAGAUUUCUGGCAACAACAUAAGUAAACAAAGUGCUGAAUCUUUUACUGAAGCUUUAAAAAGUCAAAAUUGUAAACUUACUGAACUUGACGUUCACUUUCACACACUAAGCAAUGAAAAUACAAAUUCUCUUAGCAAAGCCCUAAAAAGUGAGAAUUGUAAAUACACUGAACUCUAUAUUCUUGAAAACAUUGUAACUGCUGAAGAGGUUAAAUGUUUUAGCGAAACUUUAAAAAGUGAGAAUUGUAAACUUAUUAAAUUGGAUAUUAGUCAUACUAAAAUAGCAGCGGAAGGUGCAAAGUAUCUUAGUGAAGCUUUAAAGAGUGAGAAUUGUAAACUUACUGACUUGUCUCUUUGCCAUAACAAUAUAGGUGGUGAGGGUGCAAAAUCUCUUAGUGAAGCUUUGAAAAGUAAGAAUUGUAAACUUACUAAAUUAAUUAUCAAUGAUAACAAGAUAGGUGAUGAAGGUGCAGAAUCUCUUAGUGAAGCUUUGAAAAAUGAGAAUUGUAAACUUAUUGAAUUGUCUCUAAGCGGUAACAAUAUAGGUUGUAAAGUUGCAAAAUAUCUUAGUGAAGCUUUGAAAAGUGAGAAUUGUAAACUUAUUGAGUUGUCUCUUAGCGGUAACAAUAUAGGUUGUAAAGGUGCAAAAUAUCUUAGUGAAGCUUUGAAAAGUGAGAAUUGUAAACUUAUUGAAUUGUCUCUUGUUUUUAACAAGAUAGGUAAUAAAGGGGCAGAAUCUCUUAGUGAAGCUUUGAAAAGUGAGAAUUGUAAACUUAUUGAAUUGUCUCUUAGUGGUAACAUAAUAGAAAGUCUACGUGUAAAAUCUUUAAGUAAAGCUUUGAAAAAUUAGAAUUGUAAACUUACUGAAUUGUCUCUUCAUUAUAACAAUGUAGGUGAUGAAGGUGCAAAUUCUCUUAGUGAAUCUCUUAGCAAAAUCAUAAUACUAACCUUAAUGAUAUUAGAUAUUAACUUCAACCAUUUAUAAUAUAGUUUAAUUUGCUAAUAACAUUAAACAUGCUUAAAGAAAAUAAAUUUGAGUGAAUAGCCAA